AUGCCAUCCGACCCCCAGCGACCGCCGCCCAGCGAGCUCCAAGACGCGCACGCAGUCGCGACGACCUCUCGUGGCAAAAGUUCCUCGUCAGAGCCACGCAAAGAAUCAAGGCCAGCCGCUACAGCUCUUGAUCAUCCCUUCAAGGGACUGAGAGAGAGUCUACCCGAUCUAGUCGAUCAACCGCCCGAGAUAGGACGCGGUACUAGCUCCACCACCACAGCCUGGGACAGCGACUACGAAGAUGAUGCCAUGAUGGGCCGGAACGACAUUGCUACGAUGGUCAAUCGCAUUUUGUCUUUGGUGGAAAUUCCGAACCGACAACGGCAUCACAGAAAUGAACUCGUCGGUCUGUGGUCCAGUCUCCAGGAACAUCAGUGGAACGCAGUCUCGGAUCAAGAUGUCGAUACCCGAUACUCGGCCUGGCCUGAGUACCUAUCCUUCAUCUUCGGUAGCCAAAUCAACGUGGUACUGAAAGCUGUCUACGGCUCUUACUACAGCAACAUGGUGAAGAGGGACUGGAAGGCGCUCGUCCGGUUCGGCCGUGCCACUGAACUGCUUGGCCUUCCAAGGCACCAGGUCAUUCUUCGACUAGGACCAGACGUCGCUACAUCCGCCAACGCGUUGAAGGUCAUCUGCAAGCUCCUCGAAAACCCUCGCAGAGCCACAUUCACACCUGACGUGGUGAUGACCGCCCUCACGGCGGCCAUGGUCAAGCGUUGCGCGAAGCUACCCAUCAGCCAGGUCCCCAAGUUGACGUGUGACGACGUCUUUAUGGCAGCAAAAGAGCUCCGACGCGGCCACAAGCUUGCCAUCAUCCAGGCCAAUUCUGCACAAGGGCACGAAGCCGACAUGAGCCUACCAGACAUGGCUCGACUGACGCUGUGCGACGUCCCUGACAGCCCACUUCCCGACAAGUCUCGCCUUACCUCGACAGACAAGAAGAACAUCAGCCUACCUGAUAUCGGCAGCCUCACGCUCAACGGCUGA
Colletotrichum karsti is the source of this 987-nucleotide messenger RNA. RefSeq lists its product as uncharacterized. Bases 1 to 987 code for a protein of 328 amino acids. The transcript is spliced from 2 exons. NCBI's taxonomy places the organism in Eukaryota, Fungi, Ascomycota, Sordariomycetes, Glomerellales, Glomerellaceae. The record is from RefSeq and is a predicted model, not a curated record.